This is a messenger RNA of Gymnogyps californianus (California condor), 4503 nucleotides long. It is a transcript of the gene HABP4, whose product is annotated as hyaluronan binding protein 4. The coding region runs from base 87 to 1286 and encodes 399 amino acids. The record is from RefSeq and is a predicted model, not a curated record. The transcript is spliced from 8 exons. Gene Ontology annotation, cellular component: nucleus; cytoplasm. Gene Ontology annotation, molecular function: RNA binding. NCBI's taxonomy places the organism in Eukaryota, Metazoa, Chordata, Aves, Accipitriformes, Cathartidae. Gene Ontology annotation, biological process: positive regulation of translational initiation; positive regulation of RNA splicing.
CGCCGUGCGCGUUGGUUCAGCCCUGCGCAGCGGCAGCCCCGGUGGCCGCCGCAGCGCCGGGAGGAAGGGGGGAGUCGUCCACGGCGAUGAUGAAGGGAACGGUGGGCAGCCAGGUGGCUGCCGUCAUGCAGGAAAGCUUCGGCUGCGCCGUCGCCAACCGCUUCUACCAGCUCCUGGACGACGAGUCGGACCCCUUCGACAUCCUGCGGGAGGCCGAGCGCCGCCAGCAGCAGCGCAAGAAGCGCGACGAGGCGGCUGCGGCGGCCAGGAGAGCCGGCCUGGGCGGCAGGGCCGCCGGCGGCGGCGGCAAGAGGGAGUCGCAGAAGGAGCGCAAGCAGCCCGGGAGUCCCCCCGCGCCCGGGGGGCCGCCGCAGCCCGGCCAGAAGCGAGCACCUAAGUGGGGAGAACAGCAAGGAUUGAAUAACAAAGGAGCAGAGGUGAAACAAGACAAAACUGAAUGGAGACCAUCUUUCAGGGAAUGCCGUUCCUAUGCAACAGGAAUACAAGUGGAAUUCACAGUGGAAAAGAACAAAAAUCUGACUAGAAAUCUUCUUUUUAGACCAAUUGAAAGACUAGACCGUGAAAGGCGAAUAAGAGGUCGUGGCGGAGUAAGAGGUGGAAUGCGAGGUAGAGGAAGAGGUGGUGGAAUAAAUAGAAGUUUCGAUGGCUUUGACCAAAGAGGAAAACGGGAAUUUGAAAGACAAAGUGGGAAUGAUAAAAUGGGAAUGAAAGCAGAUGACAAAAAGGGGGAAGGUGGAGCUCGCGACUGGGGAACAGUUAAAGAUGAUACAAGUGGGAUGGAACAGACAGCUCCUGUGGAAGACACUGAAGAAAGAGCUGAGCAGCCAGGGGCAUCUGAAGGACAGCCUCUGAACAAAGUUGCUGAAGGAGAGCCAAUGGAAGAAGUAGUUCAAGAAAUGACGUUAGAUGAGUGGAAAAAUCUUCAGCAACAGAAUCGACCAAAGCCUGAAUUCAACAUCCGGAAGCCAGAAUCCACUGUUCCUUCCAAAGCAGUGGUGAUUCACAAGUCAAAAUAUAGCAAUGAUUUGCAAAAAGAAGCCUUUGAAGAUGAUUCUCAUGUCUUUCGAAGACCAGUGAAUGACAUAACAUCUCAGCUGGAUAUUAAUUUUGGGAGUCUUCCUCGCCCUGGCCGUGGAUCAAGAGGAGCACGAGGUGGUCGCGGUCGUGGCAGACGAGUUGAGGAGGCAGGAUCUCGACCAGAAGUAGUGGUGCAGCUUGUUGCUCCAAAUCCUGAUGAUCCUGAGGAUUUUCCGGCUUUAGCUUGAACUGUCAUGAAUGGUGGUAUCUCACAGUAGCUUUGGUGUAGCUGUGAAGAGACCAGGUUUAUGCUGGCGUGGAUAAAGAAAGUCUCUUGCUACUGGAAAAGCUGUUUGAGUGUUUGGUGUGGAAUGAUUGCAGCCCGCUGCUAAUGGACUUGGGUUCUGGAGAUACUGAUGGACUGGGAUCCUGUCACAGGUUCCAGUGCCUGCCUCCAUUGGUGAAGACUGUGUGAAGGCUUACAGUACUUCACUACAAGGCUUCAAAUGAAGUUCAAGACUACAGUGUUUAAAAAUGUGUAUAUAGAGAUUAUAUCAAGUUCUCCAUGACACUGUGGUGAAAGGUAAACUGUACAACAUGGUCUGCAGUUGGGACUCUAUUUCACUGUACACUUGAAAGCUGCUUCCCCUGUUUCUUUGAGUGAAGUGUGUAUUUCACACAGUCACAAGUUGCAGUUCUUUGGAGUUUGGCAAAUAAAGGAAAGGGCUCAUUGGUUUGGGUUACAGGUAUUAUUUUCACAAGUCAGAGUAGCAGAUUGAAGCUUUUGCUGUUUGGAUGUAGUCUGGAAAAAGAAGGAAAAAAAAAAAAGAAAAAAAAAAACCCAACCAAACCCAAAACCAACCCUAAACAGCAGACCUUACUCACCCAAAACAGUGAACAUCUCUCUAAACAGAAGUGAUCUUUAAAAUUAAGGCAGCACAGAUGCUUUUAACUGAUAGCUAACCAUAAGCGUUGCUUCAGUAACAAGAUAUAAUCUGCAACUACUUUGAAGAUGUUGAAGGUGAAGUAAAGUAAGAAUUUUGAGCUAAAGACAGAACUAAACUGUUAAGCUUUUAAUUUUAGCAGGAGUGACUACAAACUAAAAUGUUUCAUGCCUUACCAAGAAGUUUGUGUGACAUUGGGGAUGAGGUGGGAUGUCCUUUCCUUGCAGCUUUAACGUACUUCCUCCCUUGAGCCAGAUACCCGAACUUGUUCCCUGUCAAAGGGGACACUCAGAGCUGCUCUCAGGUAUCCGAGAGAAACAAGGAAAUGGUGCCAGAAGUGAUGAGGGAAAGAAAUGAGAGGACAACCACACCGGAAGUAGCUGUCAGCCUCAAAGGAGUCUUCAAAUUCCUGCUCAACUUGAACUCAUUCUUUCAAUUUACUGGGAAAGCAGAUGAAUAUAAACCUUCCCCCCCCCGUUCUCUGCCUCACUUUGUUUUGUAUCACUUCUAAGCAGUCUCCUUUGAGAGCAAAUAGUGGAUGAGACUUGAAGAGAAGAACUGUUUUGCUUUGGAGUAAGCUCUAAGAGUAUUCAGAAACUUUAACUCUUAUCUCUGUGGUAAGGCUUUAUGCAAGUAGGAUAUAAUAAUCCUAGAAAGACUACUGACCCUUUUCUAUAUGCUCCAAACAGACGGUCUGCAAAGUAGUGCUGCCCAAAGAACUUUUCUUACGUUGUUAAAUUACUUAUAUGACAGUUUGCUAUAACAUGAGAUUUCAGGUUCCACAAGGAGCUCAUUUUAGUGGCAUAGAGAUACUCUUGACAACCUGUAGUAGAAAGAAUGUGCAAAAGCGAACGAAGUGCUGGUGUUAGAGGAACCCAUGCUGUUGCCUUUUGAGUAAUUGAACUGGAUGAAAUAACAUAAAUUACUCUUUCACCUUGUAGGAGCAAGCUACUACUUGAAAUCACUGCAGUUUAAGAUUUAACUGCUGCUGCUCUUUUAAUAGGUGUUUGGGUGUUUCUGCCAAAAAUGGCAAUUUCACAAUUGUGGAACAGUAGUGAUUUUGUCUGUGAGGGUCUUGGGAUUUUUUUGCUUGUUCUUCCCUUCCUCUUCCCCUUAUCCCAUUGGACAGGGAAGAAUGUGUCUGAAUUUUUAUUUGUUUUUGCUUGCAGGGGUGAGUAUGUAUAGGUGCAUAGAGCUUCUUUGCAAGGCUCACCUCUGUUUUCCAUCAUGUUUUGAAGGUGUAGCCUCUUCUUUUACUAACACCUCUUUUUGCUAAGGAAAGCAGUGAAAUACUUAAAAGCAACCAUUCCUUUUUCUACUAAAAAUAUGAAAUCUUGUUAUGCUACUGGGCUGAAUCUGGUCUAAUGCAGUUGGUUCAGUUUUGACUGUUAUCUGGGAAGGCUGAAAGGAUUGCUUUAUUUUUCAGUCUGGUUCCUGCUGCUGCAAAGUUACUGUUUAGUCCUCUAACUGUGAUCUGUUUUUCAAAACAGAAUGACAAAACUUUGUGAGAAUGAGGUUUAGUGUAGCUGGUUGCUGCUCAUUAAAUCAAAAGUGUCUUAGAGCAGCUACGUGUGACAAUUUUCAGUCUGUCAGACUUGAAUAUGGCUUAAGUUUCUCUAGUUGAUAGUAUAUAAGUAUAGAAAAGAAAUUGUUAAUUCUAAGUGGUGACAGUGAUCCAAUUCCUUUGCCUAGCUGUGAAAAGAGAACUUACUAAAUCUCAGUCAUCUGUCAUAUUUAAGGUAUCAGAAUAGCUGUAUCUGUUAAGCACAUGUCUGCUGGUAACAGUCACUCCUGGUUUAGCUUUACUCCUUCAUGUAAAGCAAAUGGUAGCAGGUGUAAAUAUAUACACAAACACUAGUAAAACAUAGCAUGCAUCUUAGGAGAGAUUAAAUUGUGUUGCAGAUCUUAGUCAUGUUACUCUUUAAUGCACUACUUCAAGGUACUCUGCUGUUAGGAUUACUGUAGUGAGUGGCCUAGGAAAAACUACUGCAUUUCAGCUUUGAGUUUUAGAUUAAUGUAAAUCACAGUAAGUUUGCAAAGAAAGGAAUUCACCUCUCUCCACAGCUGUCAUAGUGUUGAUUAUAUGUGGUCCACUUGAAUCAUAUGUAGUACUGUGGUAUAGGAUUGGCAAGAGUGUAUUACUAUGAAAGUGCCUUUAAAGGAAAGAGGAGAGGAAUAUCUGUGCUUAACAUCAGAAUACUGAAGAAUAACUAAAAAGACUCAGAAGUAAAAAGCCCUGGUUGGGCUUUAUCAAAACUUGAGUUGAUAAAAAGGAAUAUUAGGCAAUUGAGCCCAUGGGAGAUAAGCUUUCAGCUCUGGUAACACUUUUUCAUGUGAAAACAGGACUGGGGGUAUGCAAAGCCUUUUGGCCCAAACCCAAAAUCUGUAGCCUUAGUACACCUAUGUCAUUAAGAUUAUUCUUACCUAAUGUUCAAGCCAUUUUUUUCCCUUCAGAGCUGUUACAGGCACAUGUGCACAUACACACAUCCACAUAAAAAUAUAUAUACACACACAUACAUAU